CCGGCGCGGGCUGCAACGCCGGGGAGCGAGGCUCGGAGCCAGGAGGCGGCGCAGCGGGAGGGAGCGCGGAGCCCCAAGCCCGGCUGCCCGCCUGGUGAGAGCGCCGCGGACGGGCGCUGGGCCGGGGGCAGCGGGUCGGUGGAGCUGCGGUCGCCCAACGGGCCGAGGGGGCGUGGGGAAGUCGGGCUCCGGAUCUCCAGUCAGGGCGCUGGGCGCCCCAGAGAGAUCGGGAGAAACGCUACGGAGCGUUGCCCAGCUGGGCGCCUGGGCCGCCGCGACCGCCCCUUCUCUGGGGACUUGGCGGAAGAGACCUGCCUGCGGGAGCGAGAGAGAGGAGCAGGACCUUCGUGCUCAAAAGGCGCUGAACAACUGAGCCCACUGCCCACCAAGGGCACCCACGGCCAGGUGGGGCCAUGGCAGGGCAUGGCUGUCUGGGGCUGGGGCUGUUCUGCUGGGUCUUGCUUGCUGUUCCUGUGGGCCCCCAGCCUGCAUCCUCUGUUCCAGGUGUCCCUCUCACCACUUUGACCCCACCACCUCAGAGUGAGGACUCUAUGCUCUCUCUCAACCUGGGACUUAACUUUAAAUUCCAUCUUCGGGGACCUGCGGCUGUCUGGGGAAGCCCUGUCACAGAGACCCAGUCUCUCUCUCUUGGGCCAGGCCAGGAGGCUGGGGAAGAGGUGGCCAGUGGGCUGAGGACUGACCCCCUUUGGGGACUGCUGGUGGGCUCUGCUAGGAACUCUCCCCCAGAGUGGGGUUCCGCCGAAGGCAGCUCUACACCCUGGGCCUUGCCCCUGCCUCCAGAGUCCACAUCCCCCCUCUCUGGGCUAACCAACGGGCCCACUGCCCCCUAUCAGCCAAGGACGGGCACUGUGAUCUGGGACACUGCUUUGGUGGCCACAGCACCUGCAUCCAGUGCUCCUAGGCCUCACCAGAGUGAGCUGGAGCUGAAGUUUGACAUGGCACUGAGAGCAGGAGCAGCCCCAACACUUGGGCAUCGGACACUGCCCCUGCUGCCCAGCCUGCGGGCCAGCCUAGCAGAGAUUGCUGGGCGCCUGGGACCCUUUGCAUUCUUUGGCACUACACUGUCCCCACUACGGAACUUCUCAGGUCUGAACACCCCAGGUGAAGCUACAUCUCCAACCUCUGCGUCUGGAGUUUCACCUUCUCCAGGGUCCUUUGUCACCACUCUGUCCCCACCCCUGAGCCCCCUGGAGAGGAAGCUUUCCAGCUCAAGCCUGCUAGACACAGCUGCUUCCCCAAAUUCUGCCUUGAUUGCAACAACAUCACUAGACCCCACCAACUCCACCUCUGGCUCGGAUGACCCCUCUCCUGUCAGCCUUGGGAGCCCAUCAGUACAGCCAGAGUGUGGGCCUGAGUCCUGCAGCAAGAGCGGAUUGCCUGAACACGAGGGGCAUCCUCCUGCAGCCUCGCUGCCCCUCUUCUUCCUGACGCUGGAGGCCGACUGGGCAGAGGCCAGGGCUCGCUGGGGGCUUGCCUGGGAGGCCCAUGUGUAUGGGGUAGGCGCGCUCUUCGGCCUGGUGGCCCUGGUGGCGCUGCUCGCUCUGGCCCUGUUACCCUGGCGCUGCCCGCCCGGCGCCCCCUGCCUGGCGCUGCUGGACCUGCUGCUGCUCUCGGCCGGGACCUCGCGGGCCUUCCCGCUCUUCUACGACGCUUAUGGGCACAGGGAGCGACUGCCGACGCUCGCCUGGUUGCUGCUGCAGGACCUUCCGCUGCCCUGCCUGGCGGCCGGCCUGGGGUUGGCCUGCAUGCUACUGGCCCGGCCGCGUCCCCCGCGGUGCCCCGCCGGCCUGGCUGCGCUGCUGUUCCUGGGGCUUGGGCUGGCAGCCGCCGCCGCCCUCGGCAGCGCCGCGCACCGCCCGCUGCGGCCUCUGAGGCUCGCCUCGCGCGGGCUGCACGCCUUCCUCGCCGCCCUUCUUUCGGGGCUCCUGCUGGCGCUCUCCUGCUGGCGGGGCCGGCGGCGGCGGGCCGGAGCGCCCCUGGGAGGGUCUGGCUUCAAGGGAGCCACCCCUCUCCCGCAGGCGCGCAGCCCCUUUGCCCCGCGGGCGUCCUGGCGGCGCGCGGCGCGCACGGCCCCAGUGGCCGGCACCUUCGGGUUGCUGAGCGGAGCCCUGCAGGGCUAUGAGGUGCUGCACGCCCUGGGCUACGGCGGCCAACCUGGCCUGGAAGGGCCCUGGCCCUGGUGGGCAUUCCAACUAGGCCUGCGCCUGGGCGAGGUGGGCGUCGCGUUGCCGUUGGCGCUGCUGGGCCUCUACCCCGCGCUAUGUAGUCCCCGCGUGCCGCCGCGCUGCUGGGCCAAGCUCUUCCGCUUGUCCCCAGGCCAUGCGGCCCCGCUGCUGCCCGGAGGCUGGGUCUCCGGGCCUCCAGACAAGGAGCCCCUGGGCAGUGCCAUCGCGCGUGGCGACGCGGAGCUGCUGCAGCUGUGCGCCGUAGCAGGGCCAGGCCCGGAUCUCCUACUACAGGGCUACGGCGGGUUCGAAGGAGCGGCGGUGGCGAACCCCGCCCCAUCCCCAGCCUCCUCCCCCUGCAGCGAUUACACCGUGGACUUCCGCCCUCCCUCCCCAAUCAACCUGAGGCGCAGCAUCGAGGAGGCCCUCUGCAGCGAGGCCCUGCUGGCGCCUGGCCUCUUCCGGGGCCCUGCCUUUGGGGACGCUCUGCCUGGGCUCGGACUCUACCGCACUGCCUCGCUGGGGACGAAGACAGGGGCCGGGCCCAGUGAGAAGUCGGAGGAGGCCCCUGGCUCCCCGGCGCCCCUGGAGCUCCCCUCCCCCGGGGCUUGGCCUGCAGGCAGCAGCGCCUCAUCUGGCUCGCUGUGCGGACUCUCACGGGACAGCUCGUCCAUGCUGCUCUGCUCCAGCCCCGACAGACCCCCGCGCUGCCCUCUGGUCCGCGUCCUCAGUCCCACGCGGCCCUCAGGAAGUAGCCCCAGCCUUCCCGCCUCAGGAUCCUACCAGGCCCUGUCCCCACCCUCGCACGACUCCCCAGAGCCAGCUCCUGAGCUGCAGGCUGAGGAGGCCUUGCUGCAGGAGCAAUUUCUGGACGCCUGCCGACAGAUCGACGAGCUGAGCAUGGGCAGCGACACCAUAGACCUGUGAAGAGGCAGCCGACUCGCUGUGAUGGGCCAUAUGCCCCUUUCUGGCGCCUGUUCUGCCCCAGACCUGCACACUGUAACCCCUUCUCCAAUCCUGUCUGGCUCAGAUACCUCUUCCCGUUUCCUUCCCCAUCCAGGGUGGGUGGGUCAGCAACCAGGCUCUUUAGAUUGGGAGUCAGCACCACCUGCUUUGGAGCCCUGGGCACUGAUGCGCUCAGCUGCAAUUCUAGGCUGGCAGGGGUCCUACUCACCUUGGCAUUCACCAGCAAUAAAGCUCCAAGGUGCUGUACUCCUGACCACCACUCCCCACUCUGGUGCUGAGUGAGAGGGGCUGUCCUCAGGCCCCUUACUCACCUCUGCCACACCCAGGAAUCCCACUCCUGUGAGAGUGAGACUCCCUGCCCUACAGGGGCCCAUAGACCAUCUAGGAGACUUCACAGCAUUUUGGUGGGAAGGGAAUGCUUUCAGAGUUAAUUUAUCAAUAAAAUAUUUUCAGAGGA
This is a messenger RNA of Nycticebus coucang (slow loris), 3609 nucleotides long. It is a transcript of the gene PRRT4, whose product is annotated as proline rich transmembrane protein 4. The transcript is spliced from 5 exons. Lineage: Eukaryota; Metazoa; Chordata; Mammalia; Primates; Lorisidae. The record is from RefSeq and is a predicted model, not a curated record. Bases 414 to 3113 code for a protein of 899 amino acids.